CGAUCAUCUUUCGCCACUGCCGCAACGGCCAUCCUCCUCCAGGUCACAGCGGCACAGAACUCAUCCGUACCAGUGCCACCGGGGAGCGUCAUGACACACGUCAUUCAAGUUGGAGAUCAAGACGGUGCACUCAAGUUCUACCCAGACACUCUGGAAGGCGUUAACGCCGGAGAUUUGGUCCAAUUCCACUUCUGGCCCCAGGCGCAUUCCGUAGCACAGAGUAGCUUCGACGCACCAUGCCAGCCCCUUGAGUCUGCGGACACCACUGGGUUCUGGAGCGGAAUGAUGCCGGUCACCGCUGAGAGCACCACUAUGCCGGUAUUCACUAUUCCCAUAAACAGCACCGACCCCAUCUGGUUCUACUGCGCCACUGGCAAGCACUGUCAAAACGGCAUGGUGGGAGUUAUCAACCCUCCCGCGGAUAAACAACUCUCCUCCUACGUCUCCGCAGCCGCAGUCGUGCCAAAGACCGGUAUCCCCAGCGGCAUUGGCGGAGGAAGCAACAGCACC
This is a messenger RNA of Tricharina praecox, 510 nucleotides long. RefSeq lists its product as uncharacterized. The annotation marks the transcript as partial. The transcript is spliced from 3 exons. The record is from RefSeq and is a predicted model, not a curated record. Lineage: Eukaryota; Fungi; Ascomycota; Pezizomycetes; Pezizales; Pyronemataceae.